This is a messenger RNA of Mycena indigotica, 657 nucleotides long. RefSeq names its product F-box domain-containing protein. The coding region runs from base 1 to 657 and encodes 218 amino acids. The transcript has a single exon. NCBI's taxonomy places the organism in Eukaryota, Fungi, Basidiomycota, Agaricomycetes, Agaricales, Mycenaceae. The record is from RefSeq and is a predicted model, not a curated record.
AUGUCGCUGCCUCGCGUUGUGACCCGGCUCGACAUGCUCUCCUUAUCUCAUCUACUCGACCACGUCCACCCACAUGUAGAGCACAGCCGCACCCCAUCCUUGCCCCCGAUUCUCCGGCUACCAACAAAGCUCCUCCUCGACAUCCUCCAGCGCUCUGUCAAUUCCAGACUGAGAAGAGACAAGGACCCGCUGCGCAUUCUGGCUAAACAUCAUUGGCUUGCCCUUUCCACCGUCUGCUCCAAAUGGCACGACGUCAUUUUGGGGACACAUAUGAUUUGGGCAGACAUGGACAUCUGGUGGCUAGACCCACGACACGAAACUUCUGCCGUUGAGCUGAUCCAGCGCUCGCUGCUGCGCGCUGGGACUUCUCCCCUCCGUCUCACUGUCGAUGUAACCCACACUUAUAGACAGUCGAGAUGGUUUGCGAUUCGACGUCGAUGGGUAGACUCGAACCACUUGGAGUAUACAUACUCUACACAAUCAAUGUGCAACGGCAAAAGUGGAGGGUGCGGGCACCAGCGCCGGCAACUAAUGACAGAGAAGAGGAAUGAUUUGCCGUCCACGUGUGCAUACUCCGAAUAUUCUCGACUGGGAAGUCUUCCCAACAGCCUUUCGCUUCGCGAAAGCCGCCAGCAAAGCCUUGCCCAAUACCCUUGA